AUGCAGGUGCCGCCGCUCAUCGACUUCUUCCUGAUCUACUUCGAUGCCUGGAGCAGCGUGCUGGCCCUGGUCUUCACAGGCGUCGGCCUGUGGACGGGCGCUUCCCCCUACCUCCUGGCCGCCAUCUCCCUGGGCGUCGCGCGGCUCCGGCGCUUGGCCCGGGAUCUCCGCGGCGCACACCGGCCGCGGCCCAGCGCACACACGGCCCCCAAGGUGUGUCGGCCCUUGCUGGCCAAAAUCCACCCGUAUCUGUACUACUUCUCCAACUCGGUGCCAGGGGCGGUACCGUCUGAGGAAGUGAGGAUCGAGCGCUUGCACCCAACAUCUCUCAAAGUGCCGGUGGAUAUUUGGCACCCCUCGCCCAGCGCUCCCGGAGCCGGCGCCGGGAAGCGCCGGGCCCUGGUCUUCUUCCACGGCGGCGCGUGGCGGGGCGGCGAGGCGCGGCUGGUGCCGCAGGGUCCGAUGUUUCAGCGACUUGCGGCAGGGGGCACAGUGAUCGUGUCCUGCGAGUACCGGCGCCGGGAGAAGUGGCCUGCGCAGAUCGAGGACGUCGAGCUGGCCCUGAAGUGGCUAGAAGCCACCGCCAGCGAGCUGCGCUUGGAUUUGGAGAACAUCACCGUGGCGGGCACCUCGGCCGGCGGGCACUUGGCCGCCCUCGCUAUGGCCAAAGGCGGUUUCUCCGUGAAGGUGCGAGCGGUGGUGCUCUUUUACCCGGCCCUGGACCCUGCAGACCGGUCCGGGCACACCACGGGCUUGCCCUUCUGCUUGCCGUUUCUGGGCGUCACCAGCUUCGGCAUGAGCGCUUUGAAGUGGUUCUUCCAGACCUUCGUGCUGCGGGGCGAUGAGCAGCUGUGGUCCUCCGCCGAGCCCAUGCAGAUGCUUGGAAAUGCCAAGAACUGGCCACCCACCUUGUGCCUCGGCUGA
Effrenium voratum is the source of this 924-nucleotide messenger RNA. Lineage: Eukaryota; Dinophyceae; Suessiales; Symbiodiniaceae. The record is from the annotation of a GenBank genome assembly.